AUGGGUGAACUUGACGUUGCUUCCGUUGUGGCAUCGAUUCUAGCCGCUCUGAAUAACGGCAUCCUUAUAUUCCAACGUCUGGGUAAGAAGAAACGGAAGACCAAUGCGAGGCCACCAAGGCCGUUCGAAGAAGAGGAAUGGCAAGAACACUCCCUCGCGAACCGACCCUCGGAGAUCAGGCAUAGUUACAGCCAUCAUGUCUCCAGACAUGGUCGUCGAUUCGAGGUCGGCGACGAUACUGCUCAUUUCAGCCUCGCCCACACUCUGCUCGUCCUUAAUACUGGCUUGGUCAAUUUUCUCAAUCAUGCCCUGUCCAAGGAUUCCAAAUCAAGAUCCACCUCUCGGAAGGCUCUGUUCACGCUUUCUGAGACCGCAACCAUGGAAACCUUAACCACGCUGGGGCAAUUGAGCUCUCGUCUCAGUUUAAAUUACCCCACGGAAGCUAGACUUGGCCUUUCGGAAGACGAGGCCACUAAGCAUCACAGAAGAAAGAAGCGACACAUCAAAGCUCCGACAUCGACCCCGAGCAGACCACGUUCCUCUCCUUUACUGGCAAAUGGAGGAUGGGUAAGAUCAAAAAGUGGGUCAUCCGUGGUCUCUAGAGCUGAGGCAAAGCGAACGAGAAAUGUUGCGGAAGAGUCGAAUUCGAGGAACAAGUCAACUCCGACUCUGCUGAAAGCAUCAAUGUCUCAGACCAAUAUUCGUAGAUCCACACGAGAAGGGAACCCAAAAGACGGAGAUUCUCAUCGUCCGGGCAGGAAAGCGUCAGAGGAAGAUUCUCAUCUUCAUAAACUGGCCAUUGGGCUGGUUCCCUCGUCUGAAUCUCUCGGGCAUCAUCUACAGCGAGGAGAAAAGUCGAAUCGCCUACAGAAGGAACCACAUAUAAGACCCCGCUCCACAACCAAGAUACGUCCCGUAUCCACAGCGACAUUCUUGACGACAAGCACGAAAAUUGGUGAAAUACCCGAGUCCAAGUGGCAUGAUAGAGUCCUCUCGCCUGAGGAACUGACAUCACGAAAACUCCCGUAUGUCGUACCGCCUCCACUGGACACGGGAGAACCAAAAAGGAAGAAUAAAGGAUUUAAGUUCUGGAAAAGAGGUGAGAAAGAACAGGAGAUUCCCUCGUAUUAG
Molecule: messenger RNA, 1131 nt
Organism: Exophiala aquamarina CBS 119918
Lineage: Eukaryota; Fungi; Ascomycota; Eurotiomycetes; Chaetothyriales; Herpotrichiellaceae
Exons: 1
Coding region: 1-1131 (376 amino acids)
Source: RefSeq, a predicted model, not a curated record